AUGGCUACCCCCAGUGUCCUUACCUUUGAUGCUGAGGGCCGUGCUAUUGACUUUGAGGUCUGGGUCGAUGACCUCCAGCUGUUCCUACAGUGCGAUAGGGCAGACGGACUCUCCCUGGACCACUUCCUCUCAGUUUGCCCCACCACACUCACCGUUGACCUCCUCGAGGAGCGCCUCCUAGCAGCAGAGAAGAGCAUAGUCGCUGUAGGAGCCUCUCGUGGUGACCCUCGCACCCCCGUCUUUGAGGGGUGUUCCCCCUCCCCCCUCUUGCCCUCUGUUGCUUCUGCUGCUGCGGCCGACCUCGUUGGUUUCGAGUCGGUUGGCGCUGCGUCUGCCCCUAGCGGGAGACGCCGCACCGGCAAGGGCAAGGGGGGCAAGGGCGCUGGAGGGGCUGGCGGGGGUGGUGGAGGUGGUGGUGGAGGCAGUGGAGGGGGUGGGGGUGGUGGUGGGAGUGGUGGCGGGGGUUACUGA
Closterium sp. NIES-65 is the source of this 471-nucleotide messenger RNA. NCBI's taxonomy places the organism in Eukaryota, Viridiplantae, Streptophyta, Zygnematophyceae, Desmidiales, Closteriaceae. The record is from the annotation of a GenBank genome assembly.